Messenger RNA from Vidua chalybeata, 2544 nucleotides. It is a transcript of the gene CAPS2, whose product is annotated as calcyphosine 2. NCBI's taxonomy places the organism in Eukaryota, Metazoa, Chordata, Aves, Passeriformes, Viduidae. The record is from RefSeq and is a predicted model, not a curated record. Gene Ontology annotation, molecular function: calcium ion binding.
AAGGUCACAGAUGAUACAAAAGCCAUAAGGAGCUGCUGACCCCUCGAAGGCAGGGAGGCCCUGCAGAGAGAUGUCGACAAAUCAGAGGGCUGGGCAAUCACCAACCACAUGAAGUUCAGCGAGGGAAAGUGCUGAAUUCUGCACCUGGGACAGGACAAGCCUGGAUGUAAAGACAGACUGUGGAGUGAGAUGCUGGAGAACAGUGCCAUGGAAAGUGCCAUGGAAAGGGACCUGGGGGUCCUGGUCAAUGAAGGAUGUUGCUGCAGAGAGGAGAAAACAGGCUGUUGUAGAACAAGUUAUGGUGGAUCAAUUGUGUAGAGCUGUUAUAAGUGAUCCAGAGCAAUCCACACGUUCUGAUGCUUGCAAGGAAGCUCAAGGACUUUGGGGAGCUGGGAUGGCACCAAUGCAUUUUAGAAAAAGGACACUCCAUGAAACGAAAUUAAGGACCAAAUCAGGACUAACUGAGAACAUGCUCUCCAACAAGCUACGCUUUGAUAGUAGGAUUAUAUCGAGAAAUGGUCAUGAUGCUUGUAGGGAGUUGAUUGGAUUUUUUUUUGCGUGUGACAAAUCCCUUACUGUGUAUGAAUUUCAACAGUUUGGAAAAAACAGGACCAAUGCCUUGCCUUUGAUUCAGAAGGGAGUUUAUCAACAUCAACGUGGACAAAGAAAAGAAAAGUCUUAUGAUCUUAGUGACUUCUAUGUUGGAGCCAAUCUGAUUUUCCAAAGUGCUGAUCAUAACCUUCCAGAAAGUGUUAAGCAGAACCCUUUCUUCACCCUUCGUGUGAUAAGUAUUGAUGAAGUAGCUAUGGAUUAUCUGAAAGCUUCCUCUGUGGAACUCAAGGAAGAGUGUUCCAGGCAAGUCGUUGAUGACAGCGAAGUUUUCAAGAAGAACCAAGGUACAUUCAGAGAAACAUUAAGUAAAAGAGGAGUUUGGGUUAUAACAGGCUUAGGAAAGUAUUUCUGACAAAUAGACCAGAACAGAAAUGGUUUUCUCUCUCAGGCAGCCUUGAAAGAAGCUCUAAAAGUAUUCCAUUUGGAAAUGCCUGAAGGGGACUUUGAAUCCUUAUGGCUUAUUCUUGAUGAUAGAGAAGAUAAGGUUGACUAUGGAGAAUUUACUCAUGCCAUCUUUGGAGAAAUGAAUGAAUAUAGGAAAACAUUUGUAAGAAAAGCUUAUAUGAAACUAGAUUUCAACAAAACUGGGAGCGUGCCUAUGGUAGACAUCAGAAAAUGUUACUGUGCAAAGAAACAUCCUCUGGUAUUGGCAGGCAAAACUGCAGAAGAAGAAAUGAAAUCAUCGUUUCUAGAAGCAUUAGGAGAGUCCUGCAGCAACCCAAAUGAAGUGUCCUGUUCUGAGUUUGAAGAUUACUAUGAAGGAUUAAAUUUUUGAAUUGUGGGUGAUGAUGAUUUUGUUAAUAUCUUAAAGAAUUCAUGGGGAGUUUAGAGUGGAAGAUGACAAAAAAGAAGGGACACUUUCUAAACAAGGAGUGACUAAGAGAGGAUGUAAUCUUGAUGUGCAUUACUUUAUAAUUGGUGUCUUAAACUGAUUUCAGGGACAGAAAACUUUAGAUGCUUUCAGAAUAAUACAUGGCAAAUUUCAUGGAGUGUCUGUUAUGUUAUGCUGGCCACUCUUCUAAUAAAAUUCUGUUCAUGUCUUUUCACUGGAAAUUAUUAAGGCUGUUUCCCAUAAAAAAAGCCAAUUUUUUUAAUAUCAAAAUAAUGUCUCCUAUUUUGAAAUAAGAGGGAAUUCAAAUACUAAAAUGUCUGAAGGGGUAUGUGCAAGAGAAAAUUUUGUUUUAUGAUGCAUUGUGAAAAGCUUCAGAUUUGACUGCAUAAAUGUGAAUAAUAGGUUUCCUUCAGAAAUUUACUUUUAACAGUCUUCAUCUUGCUUAUUUCUUCCUAUGCUGGUACUUAGCUUGAAAGAGAGCAGGUCAUCCUUUUCCAAUUUUGAGGAUGUCUGCUGCACUGAAAGUGCAGAGAUGUUCACAGCAUUUAGCCCCUUGCCCUGUGCACCCUCUUGACUGAUCUUGCUUCGUCAUUUUGAUCAGGCAUCCGAAGCUGAGCAUUGACUCUCAAAGGCUUUAGUAACACACGUGUAUUUUGUAAUGCAUAUCUUCCUUUCCUGUAUUUUGCUAAACGGUUUUCAAAACAAAUAAUUUAUAUUUAAAUAUGUUUUCUUUAUAUUGCUGGGACUUUUUAGCUAAAACAUAGCAAUUAUGUAUUUUGUCAAACUGACAUAUAGCAUUUCCUAUCUAUUCUGAAAGUAUAAAACAGAAAAGUAUUUUAAAAAGGCCCAAAACAACCAGCUCUGCCACCACAAAAAUUAAAUUAUAAAUUAAAAUAUUCUUUGCUAUUUCAAAUGUUCUGACAGGUACACUUUUCAAUGUAAUACAUCUUGCUAAUUCUGUAAAAUUCUUUGUGUUAAGAAAUAAAAAUACACAGUUAAUGAGAGAGAGACUUUGAUUUUCAUACACGUCACUGAAAUGAACUGUAUGUUGAACUGCAUUUCUUAAGCUUGUGCAAUUAAACUAUAUAACUUUGCUCUAA